GAAUUUGUCAAUGUCUCACUGAAUUCUGCAGAGAAAACAGGAUCAUGUAAUCUCACAGAUCUGUGGGACUCCACAGAAUAUUCAGUUGCCAUUCGAUGUAUCAGUGUUCUGUCAAUAUUCUGGAGUGAAUGGAGUAGAGGGAAAACAGCAAGCACAGAAGAGAAAGCUCCUUCAGAAAAAGUGGAUUUCUGGAGGGUAAUUGAGUCUUCACACUCAGCUGGAAGUAGAUCUGUGCAUCUUAUGUGGAAGCCAUUAAACAGCUUUCCACCUUCUGGGAGAAUUCUAGGCUACAAAAUACAGUAUUUUCCAGAAAACAGUGCUGCACUUAAAAUUACAAACAUCUCUAAUGAUACGAAAACUAUUUUAUUUUUAAACGAAGAGGCGUAUAUAAUAUCUAUUACUGCCUAUAACUCUGCUGGAAAUUCUCCUGAAGCUAUUCUGAGGAUUCCAUCCACUGAAGAAAAAACUCCUCAGAUUAUUGAAACAGUGAGGACGUUUACAACAAAUGAAGAAGUGAUUGUGGAAUGGACAGCCUCUGAACCAGAAGUAACCGAAUAUGUAGUGGAGUGGUAUGAGGAAUUGGAGACAGAUCCUUUUGGUAGAUCGUGGCAAUAUGUAUCAAAUUCUACAAACUGGAAAAUUAACAAAAAAAACUUUAAACCAUUUAUAUGCUAUAACAUCUCGGUAUAUCCUCUCUAUGGAAAUAAAGUAGCAGCUCCAUAUUCUGUACAAACUUACGUUCAAGAAAAAAAGCCAUCAGAAGGACCUGUGGCUGACACAGGCAUUCCAGGGAAGUACGAAGUUACAAUAAAAUGGAAUGAGAUUUCAAAGGAUAAAAGAAAUGGAUUUAUCAGUAACUAUACAAUAUUUUACAAACCUGAAGAUGGAAAAGAAUUGAAUGAAACAGUGAACUCUGAUGUUCUGCAAUACAAACUGAAGUCCUUACAGGCUAAUACACAAUAUACUGUCUAUAUCACGGCAAGCAAUGCAGCUGGUGGAACCAGUGGAGAGCCAAAAACCUUCAAGACUUUGAAAUUCAAUAAAGAAGAUGUUAUUUUCAUUGCUCUACCCGUUGGAUUAAGCAUGUUUUUUCUGCUAGGCCUUUGGAUAACAUGCAUUUUGAAAAAACACACGUUUAAAAAGGUUUGCUGGCCUGAUAUACCAAAUCCUGCGGAGAGCAUUGCAGUGGAAUGGCCUCUUGAUGCAUCUCUGAAUAAUUCAUUUUUGAAGGAAGUGACAUCUGAGGCUAAAACCGUAGAUGAAGAUGUAAGUGUUUUGGAACAUUGUUUUUCUGAAGAAAGUCAGGAAGGAUCACUAAUGAAUUCUGAAAACCAUGUUUCUGAAUGUACUGAUAUUAAUACAAAAGACAUGAUUAAUGGAGAUAAAAAGAUACUGUAUAAUGAAGAAAAUGAAGUUGCUAAAUACUUUUCACCAUCCAUGCCUUACGUCAUUACUGAUCAAGAUAUCGGGAGUCAAAUGCAUUCAGCUUUGAUACCAGCAAAGGAAAUCCAGCCCAUAGAAAUGGAAGAUGGUUUAUGUGAAUCCCAGCAUAUUUCAAUUAAAAAUGAAGAAAAUUGUAAUGAAGAAGUUUUAAAGCUGGGAGAUUUCAGUGAAAAAGUGCUGUUCAAUCCAUACCUUAAAAAUUCUGUUAAAACAAGGGAAUUUCUUAUUUCUGAGAACUUGCCAGAACACAGUACGAAUGAACCCAAAAGCCAGUCUACUGUCUUACCUCCUUUUCAACAAAAUGUUGCCGGACAAUCCUACAUAACACUGGACAUGUUUGGGCUGGCCACAGCUCAUUAG
Tauraco erythrolophus (red-crested turaco) is the source of this 1803-nucleotide messenger RNA. The record is from RefSeq and is a predicted model, not a curated record. NCBI's taxonomy places the organism in Eukaryota, Metazoa, Chordata, Aves, Musophagiformes, Musophagidae.